Ctenopharyngodon idella (grass carp) is the source of this 1920-nucleotide messenger RNA. RefSeq names its product retinoic acid receptor RXR-gamma-A. Gene Ontology annotation, molecular function: nuclear receptor activity; nuclear steroid receptor activity; retinoic acid-responsive element binding. The coding region runs from base 482 to 1600 and encodes 372 amino acids. The transcript has 11 exons. Gene Ontology annotation, cellular component: nucleus; RNA polymerase II transcription regulator complex. Gene Ontology annotation, biological process: positive regulation of transcription by RNA polymerase II; anatomical structure development; cell differentiation. The record is from RefSeq and is a predicted model, not a curated record. NCBI's taxonomy places the organism in Eukaryota, Metazoa, Chordata, Actinopteri, Cypriniformes, Xenocyprididae.
CGCCACCCCCUCGGUGGGGCCCCAAGUGUGCACAGCGAAUCCUCAGUCAGAUCGCGGACAGCAGCGGGGAGAUGCUGCCGUCCAGAACGGCAAAACAAGACACUUUACGAGAAAACUGGACAGUUCUUUCAUAUUUGUCAAAACAUGGAUAAUAACGACACAUAUCUUCAUCUCAGUUCUUCUUUGCAGGUAACACAUGGUCACCUGAGCUCUCCUUCGUCCCAGCCUCAUCUCAGCUCCAUGGUGUCCCACCAUCACCCCUCCAUCAUCAAUGGUCUAGGGUCACCAUACUCAGUCAUCACUUCCUCCUCCCUGGGUUCGCCUUCAGCCUCCAUGCCCACCACCUCCAGCAUGGUUUAUGGCGCACUCAGCAGUCCACAGGAAGCCAUUCUGCAAUAUUCUCCGGCACAUAAAAGCAUUAAAUGGCUUUUCACAGUGAAGUAGCUCAGCAAUACCAGCAGCUAAAAAGGCUCCCCAUACAAUGAUACAUCUUCCUCAAUGCUUCACUGUGAUGAACGCUCUGAACAGUGUUAGCAGCUCAGAAGACAUUAAACCUCCUCCAGGACUGGUGGGACUGGGCAGUUACUCCUGCAGCAGCCCGGGGUCCCUUUCCAAACACAUCUGUGCCAUCUGCGGAGACCGAUCCUCAGGGAAACAUUAUGGUGUUUACAGCUGUGAAGGAUGCAAGGGCUUCUUCAAGAGAACCAUCCGGAAAGACCUCACGUACACGUGUCGAGACAAUAAGGAUUGCCAGAUAGACAAGCGCCAGCGGAACCGCUGCCAGUACUGCCGCUAUCAGAAGUGUCUGGCCAUGGGCAUGAAGAGAGAAGCGGUGCAAGAAGAGAGACAGCGGGGUCGGGAAAAGAGUGAUAAUGAGGUGGAGUCCAGCAGCAGCUUUAAUGAGGAAAUGCCAGUGGAGAAGAUUCUGGACGCUGAGCUUGCAGUGGAACCCAAGACUGAAGCUUACAUGGAGUCCAGCACGGGAAACUCGACAAAUGACCCAGUGACCAACAUCUGCCAGGCCGCAGAUAAGCAGCUCUUCACUCUUGUUGAGUGGGCUAAAAGAAUCCCGCACUUCUCUGACCUCCCUCUGGAUGACCAGGUCAUCCUGCUGCGAGCAGGUUGGAACGAGCUGCUCAUCGCUUCAUUCUCACACCGUUCAGUGACGGUUAAAGACGGGAUCCUUUUGGCCACCGGCCUACACGUCCACCGUAGCAGUGCUCACAGCGCAGGGGUGGGCUCUAUAUUUGACAGGGUAUUAACAGAGCUGGUGUCUAAGAUGAAGGAUAUGCAGAUGGACAAAACAGAGCUGGGCUGUCUAAGAGCUAUCGUCCUCUUUAACCCAGAUGCGAAAGGAUUGUCAAACCCAUCAGAGGUCGAGGCAUUACGGGAAAAGGUUUACGCCUCACUGGAGGCCUACACCAAACACAAUUACCCCGAUCAGCCCGGCAGGUUUGCCAAGCUGCUCCUCCGUCUGCCCGCUCUGCGCUCCAUAGGACUGAAGUGCCUGGAGCACCUGUUUUUCUUCAAACUCAUCGGAGACACACCUAUAGACACUUUCCUCAUGGAGAUGCUGGAAGCACCGCAUCAAAUCACAUGACAAAAGUCUUACUGCAUGUAAAUACCCCCCAGCGCACACUUAACCCCAUUAUAACAAAAAAGAAGUUCUUAUUUUUUACCAAGCACAAUGUGAAGAAAAAAAAAAACAUACAAAAGAUUUGUAUUGGUAUUUUCAAAGAAAGAGACACUGUUAAAGUAAAAUGUAAGAGUACUGUAAACCUUUAUUUUGUACAUAGAUUUUACCAACUGUGAUAGCUCCAACAACUAAAUGUGAAAAUAUUUAAUUCAGUGCAAAACUGUAUAAACAGUCACCAGCAAUGAGUUUAGAAUUCUGUGAAAAUAAAAGUCUUUUCAAAUGUU